Molecule: messenger RNA, 1659 nt
Organism: Plasmopara halstedii
Lineage: Eukaryota; Oomycota; Peronosporomycetes; Peronosporales; Peronosporaceae
Product: atp-dependent dna
Exons: 5
Coding region: 1-1659 (552 amino acids)
Biological process (GO): double-strand break repair via homologous recombination
Cellular component (GO): nucleus; cytoplasm; chromosome
Molecular function (GO): 3'-5' DNA helicase activity; ATP binding; four-way junction helicase activity
Source: RefSeq, a predicted model, not a curated record
AUGCGGUCAAGCAGAUACACUUCAACGUUCCGCAGUCUAGCGCUAUUGAGCACAAGUCCUCGACGUUCCAUCUCUAAGAGAUCAUGGACUCUUGAUGCUGUGUAUCGUACACUCUUAGAGCUCGGCCAGUCCGAUGUUCUUCAAAUCACUGAGCAUCAAGCGAUGGCUGUGAAGAUGGCUACACUUGGUUACUCUGUAUUUCUACACUUGCCAACAGGUUCCGGCAAGAGUCUAGCUUUCCAGUCUCCAGCUUUACUAGCUGAACGUCACCAAACGACUCUUGUGGUAUCUCCACUCAUUGCGCUGAUAAAUGACCAAGUUGCAGCUUUAAAACGUAAAGGCAUUGAAGCUCUUCAAGUAUCAGGCGGUCAGAAAACAAAACAUGAGUCAUUAACUCAGAUGCUCGAUGGAAAGCAACUCGUAUAUACGACGCCAGAAUAUCUGCAGCUGAACGCUGAAAUGCGAGAGUGGGUGUCUGUAGCUGCAAGAGAAGAUCGACUGGCUCGAAUUGUACUGGAUGAAGCACAUUGUGUUUUGGAGUGGGGAAAUGCGUUUCGACCAUCGUAUUUGCAGCUUUGCCGCUGGAAACAGCAAUUUAUGAGUAACGUACCUAUUACUCUUGUGACAGCGUCUGUGUCUGAUGAUGAUAUUGCAAGAUUGGCUGAAAUGUUUCAGCUGCAAGUAGUAACUUCGCUGCCCGUAAAAUUUGAUCCAAUUGCAUCAAAACAUAAUCAAAUGGUUGUCAUUCAACAACUGACGGAUCGUACAAAUUUGCGGAUUGAGAUCAUACGAAAACCAUCUCAAGCUGACCAAUGGAUUGCCACGCGAGUUAAGAACGAGCCGACAAUUGUCUAUUGCAUGACACGUAGGGAGGCAGACGAAACUUGUCUUGCUUUAGUUCAGUUAGGAUGCCACGCGGGUGUGUACCACGGUGGUGUAUCACAAAAGCGACGAGAAUUUGUACGCAAACAAUGGAUGAUGGGCCAAUUGACAAUCAUGUGUGCUACCAGUGCCUUCGGUAUGGGAAUUGAUCGGUCAGAUGUGCGCUUCGUUAUUCACCGCUCGAUGCCGGUGUCGCUUUCGGCCUAUUGGCAGCAAAUUGGACGAAGUGGUCGAGAUGGAAGACCAUCCGUGUGUGUGUUGCUCUAUUCUGAAAACGACAAGAAUCGUGCAAACAUUCUCACAACAGAUAUACAUGAGCUUAAUAGUACGAAUUUUGGUAUAUUUUCGACUGGUAGCUCACGAGGCGAAGUGGAAGCCAUAUCUGCCUAUUGCGAGAUGGAAACAGGCUGUCGAAAAGAGCUUCUCUUCUCUCAUUUUGGCUUUUGCUUUGAUUCAUCUCGCUGCGUUCGAAAUUGCAAUUGCGGCCUCCCGCUUGACCAAGAAUUAUGUGAUCGAGAAAAUUUAUGGGAAGGGAGCUCCAAAUUGAAACAUACUAGUGCUCCAGACGGUUUUUCGCAUGGCACUAUCGAGUAUCAGUACCAGAAAGUCUUGGCAAAGUCGAGACGAUUGAAAUUGUCGAAGCGAGAAGCGCUAUCACGCCGUUUGAUUCGGAAUAUUCUUGAAAUUAAGCCAAAGUCAGAAGAAGAGAUGGCGAGCAUGCGAGGCAUCGGAGCCGCAAAAGCUUCGAGGUAUUUCUCCCUUUUUUGCUUUGAUUAA